Entelurus aequoreus (snake pipefish) is the source of this 6135-nucleotide messenger RNA. RefSeq lists its product as uncharacterized. The transcript is spliced from 2 exons. The coding region runs from base 1 to 1713 and encodes 570 amino acids. The record is from RefSeq and is a predicted model, not a curated record. Lineage: Eukaryota; Metazoa; Chordata; Actinopteri; Syngnathiformes; Syngnathidae.
AUGGAGAACGCUGAAUCUACGGUUUCCCGGGCACGCAGAUCGUCCGGAAGCAGAUCGUCUGCCGCAAGUCUAACGUUAGCAGCUGCCACAGCACGUGCAAAAGCAGAAGCUGCCCAGGCCAGAGCUGCAUUUGCAAAGAAAGAAAUAGAAAUUAAACUAGAAAAAGCUAGAUUGGAAGCAACACUCCAUGCACUCGAGAAAGAAGGUGAAGCACAAGCUGCCGCCGCCGAAGCAGCAGUGAUGGAGGACGCUGCUGCAAGACUGGAAACGACAGUGGAACAUUAUAUUCAUCUGCCCUCACUCCAAAGCGCCCAUGAGCGGACAGCUGAAUACAUAAGAAAACACAGUGAGCCCAGCAUUGAGCCCAGUGAUAAAGAGCCACGUGAAAUAAACACAAAGGACAUUAAACUAGAUGAAGGGAUGAACAAAGUAAAAAUUAAGGAAUCAGAUAGGGAACAGGAAUCUGUACCCACAGUCUCAAAAGACUAUCAGCCCCAAAGACCCCCAGAAAACAGUGCCCAUAAUAUUCCUAUGUAUACAUCGCCCUCUACUGUCCGCAACCAGUAUUACUCACCCGCUCAAUAUCUUUCUAAUGACACUAAUGAACUUGCUAAAUAUCUAGUAAGGAGUCAGUUGUUAACGUCUGAGCUCACAAAGUUUGAUGACAAACCAGAAAAUUAUUUAGCUUGGAAAUCAUCAUUCACUAACGCUACCGAGAGUCUUGAUCUUAAAGCUGGGGAAGAAAUUGACCUCCUGAUUAAAUCACUGGGCCCAGAGUCAGUUAAACAUGCACGUCGUAUCAGAGCAGUGAAUAUAAAUAAAUCACCAGCUGCAUUACAACUCAUCUGGGACAGGCUAGAAGAGACCUAUGGUUCGCCAGAGGCCAUAGAGGGCGCUCUUUUUGCAAAACUUGACCAGUUCCCCAAAAUAGGGCCAAAAGAUCACCUAAAACUAAGAGAGCUAAGCGAUUUACUGUUGGAAAUGAAUUCAGCAAUGCAAGAAGGAUAUUUACAUGGACUGUCCUAUCUUGAUACGGCAAGAGGCAUCGCUCCAAUCGUGGAAAAAUUGCCGUAUGGACUACAAGACAGAUGGAUGAUGGAAGGCUCGCGCUACAAACAGGAAUAUAAAGUAAUUUUUCCUCCUUUUACCUUCUUUCUGCAGUUUAUUCAGACACAAGCAAAGGCACACAACGACCCAAGCUUCCAUAUCCAGCCAUCAUUCAUCAGCAGAGUAAAAAAGGACAGAUUUGGAGAAAAUUACAGUAACAACCGCAGAACAGUUUCAGUGCAUAAAACAAGCGUAACAGCCACACCCACUAAUGAACCAGACAAAUGGUGUCCUGUACAUAACAGACCUCAUGCACUACAACAUUGUAGAGGUUUUAAGGAAAAACCUCUACAAGAAAGGAAGGGACUGUUAAAGCAACAUAAUAUAUGUUACAAGUGCUGUGUAUCUACCAGACAUGUGGCUCGUAACUGUGAAGCAGCAGUUAAAUGUUCUGAAUGUGACUCUGACAAGCACCUUUCUGCCUUGCAUCCAGACUCACCUUCCCUUCCUCUCAGGUCUUCCUUACCUCCAGCAUAUCACGGCGGGGAGCAAGAAGAUGGGCAGGAGGAAACAGUCGUUGCAAGUUGCACUGAGUUUCACACCUGCCAUAUGAAAACGGGUCCAACUCAUCCUGACGUCUGCGACUUCUUGUGUGGGGGUGUUUAACUAACUGGAAAGUGAAAAGGUUUCAUGAAGCCAGUACAGGUACCAAUACUUCCGUUUAACUGACUAUGUCACGCGCAUACGUCAUCAUACAGAGACGUUUCAGCCGGAUAUUUCCUGGGAAAUUUAAAAUUGCACUUUAUAAGUUAACCCGGCCGUAUUGGCAUGUGUUGCAAUGUUAAGAUUUCAUCAUUGAUAUAUAAACUAUCAGACUGCGUGGUCGGUAGUAGUGGGUUUCAGUAGGUCUUUAACAACCGAUGGACGUAAUACUGCCCCAAGUGAUGGAAAAGUAUAUUACAACAGAGUACCGCUGCGGCCCAUACAGACCACAGCUAAGAAACAGAUGCAAGGCCGCUCGAGGCCAAACAAUCUACGGUAAUCUAUAUGACAGUGAUCUAGUGUUUUUAGGGAUUUGCUAGAAAAAUGUGAGUGUCGCUUAAGUUUUUUUAACUGAACUCGAGGGCCGUUUGAUGUCAUUCCCAGGCCACCAGUUGAAUAGCUCUGCUCUGGAUAGUCAUCGUUAUCUCGGUGCUCCGCCAGAGUGGCUUUGGCUCCUGAGGACCUCACUAAACAAUCCAAUGUCUCUGUAUAUUUGUGUUUUAGCCUUUUUCUUUGUAGUAGCAAACGUUGCAAAUUAGAUCUGCUUAUGUAUAGGGAUACCCACUAAGAAAACGGCCCCCUAGAUUUCUCUCAUAGUCCCAGAUUUCCGUCCAUCCAUUUUCUACCGCUUGACGAUGAAAAUCCUUAGCUGAAGAAAACCUUAAUUUACGGCAUAGCUUUUUCAUGUUUAAAUUUUGUGUUAAAUGUAAGUAAGGAAAGCAUUGAAAAACAUCAAUCAAGCAAAUAAAACGCAUGCGUCUGGAGACUAAUUUACUGGUCUAACAUGUUCUGAAUUGCACACAUCAAAAACAAUUCCUACAUAUAAAUGAAGUUAUAACUUAUUGGUGAUGGUCAAUCAAUGCAAUGUUUAACUUAAUAUUGCAUAAUCUAUCAUAUUAUUGUAGAGAUGUUAUUGUUGACUUUAGCUGCUUUAGAUUUGUGUGAGUUGUCUUUUAUUUCCUUGUAGUUGAGAUGAUGUCAUCUUCAGUAUUUGUUCAGUUGAUUGAUGUUCAUUGAAGUACUUUGUAUUCUUCCAAUCCUCCAUUUACUUUGGUGUAUAUUUUACAGCUGGCGCUCCAAGUAUCUUGAAUUUGUCCCGGCUUACUUUAAACUGUGUGCUUUUUUGGCGAUGUCAGUGUUGUGUUUUGUCAGAUGCUAAUUGAUGUGGACGUUUGUUCCUUUCAGCUUGACUCUCUGUCUCAAAAAAGCCACAUUGUUUUUUGGUUGGUGAGCUGUGUUGUUAAUCCUGACAGACAUUUGGAAUGCAUGCAUUGAUCUUGUUGACUUCCACAUCCACCCGCUUUGUUUGCAGAAAGUUGGCCACCUGUUGCUCUGUUGAGGCAGCAGCAUCGUGUCCACCUCUGUUAUCAGAUUACUUCUUUUUUUUUUUUUUACCUCCGCCAGGAGGUAAAUGUAAUCGCCGAAGUUUGUUUGUCUGUCAGUUAGUUAGUUGGCUAGUUAGUUAGCAACAUAACUCAAAGAAUUAUGGGGUGGAUUUUAAUGAAACUUUCAGGAAAUGUCAGAAAUUGGAUAAGGAAAAAGUGUUUGGAUUUUGGGGGUGAUUCAAAUCAGUUCUAUCAAGUUACCUUACGUUUACAUUACAAGGCCCAACUUCUCUUUUACCGCCUCCACGCACAUAGACAAAGAGAGUUUACUGACAAGAGGGUUCACUCUGUUUACUUCAGCAAAAUAGCUCAAAAAAUGAUGGCCGAAUUUGGAUGAAACUUUCAGGAAAUGUCAGAAAUGGGAAAAGGAACAAGUCAUUCAAUUUGAAAUCCGAAUUGCUGCCUCGAUUCUCCACACCCAAAAGUGGUUUUAGCAACAUAAAUGCCGGAGAAGGUGUCUGUACCGUCAAAUAGGCGGAGGCCAUAACUCACACGCAAAAAGGAAAACAAAAAUUCUGCUGUCAUCCAGAUUUAGCCUUGCCCAAAAAAUACUUUGGGGAGCGUGUAUGCUUGUUUACACUAUGCUGUUUGUGAUAAAUAACAGUGAUCAUGGCAGGUUACAAUAGCAGUUUGUUUUCAUGGAAGUGAAAACAACUGUGAAGACAGCAACUCUCGCUGGAAAAGCAAGUCAUGAUUUGAUAAUCCGUGGCCAUAACAAGUGGCUUGUCAACAUUUACUUAUUGCUAUGCACUUCACUGCCAUUUAACGCUCAACCAAAACAGUGAAAAAAAAAUCAGUUUUAUUUCACAGACUGUGAUCAUAACUUUUUGGGGGGGUUUAUGUUAUUGUUAGUCUUCUAACUCAAAAAAGGAUGAUAUAAUACAACACCUAUAUUAAUCUUGGUACUAUUCUUAUAGUGACAGUAAAACAUCCUUCUUCUGGGCAUACAUUAUGUAAUGUAUAUGUUGUGCAAAUAUGUAUCUUGCGUGAUGACAUGUUCGCCUUCGAAGUUCAUAUUAAUAGUACUAUAGUACAGGUAGUUAUGAUAUGAUAAAUAUUUACCUAAACAUAAUUUUUUUGGGGGGGUUGCAAUAUGCUGAUGGAUGCUGUCUAUUGGCACAGCCUUGUAAUUCAUAACCUGAGCAAACAGCAAUGGUUCAUCGAUCUUCAUGAUGUCAAAGAAGGAGAAGCUAUACAUUUAUUUUUAUUGCAAGAUCUCUGCUGGGCAAACUGCCGCAGUGCGUUGUAUCUUAUUGACAUGUCAACCCAGAAGCAAUAACAGCAGAUCAUCAGAGAAAAUUAUGCUCACAUUUGCAACCAACUGCACAUAGCAGGCUAAAUCUGCUUUUUGCCGCCCUGCUUCAUUAGUCUGGAAUGAGCUACUCGGCACACUCAUAUUGAAGAGCCACUUUACAUAUUACAGUAUAUUUAGAAAUAUUCAAAUAUUGUUUUUACCUAACAGUGUCAUGGAUUUUAUUUUUGUUUUUUUGUUGAAGGAGGUUGUUCGACUAGUUCUGAGGCUAUCGGUUAUUUUAGCAAUCGAGCAAUCUAUUAAUUAGUUUUUUCAAUUAAUUAAGUAAUCACAUAAAACCCACACUAUGGCCUCAAUGCAUAUUUAGGAGAAAUAAUUGAAAUAAACAAAGAUUAUUCUGCUUGAUAUAACCUUCAUUCUUUUUUCUAAUAAAUCAUUGAAAAAGCACUUCAUUUGCAUUAAUACAAAAUGAAAAUACAAAAAUCUCUCGGCUGUUUGCUGCCAUACAGAUUACAGCACACACACACACCAACACUCUUGUAUGCGCUCUAUUGCUGUGGCCGUGCAGAAACUAUGUCUGUGUAUUUAAAGUUCCAUGUGGUGUGGAUUUAAUUUUUUUUUUUUGUUACAGUCAAAACAAAUAAUCGAAGCAACAGAGUAUAAAUUCAAGCUUUUUCUAAUCAAAUUAAUAGAUUUCAUCGAUUAAUUGUUGCAACUCUUUAUUUGACUAACAUGCUUUACAGAUUCUGAAUUAACAAAAUGUUCCUAAUUGGAAAUAAAAUUUGCAUUAUAAAAAAUUGAAAUAAAUUAGGGCUGUCAAGGUUAACACGUUAACACAUGAUUAAUUUAAAAAAUAUCCCAAUAAUCAUAAAUAAACACAGAUUUAUGAUUGAAUAUAUAUUGACCGCACAUGCUCCUUUACCUUAACCACAAAUGGUUACCUGAAUGGCGGCGCAGAUUGAUUUAAAACCAGUGAUCAGGUCAAUGCACACAUCAGUGCAGAUGAGUGAGGAGACUCCCACUGAUGUGCUCGCUGGUGAAUGUCGCUUCAUCAGCUAUUUUCAGUAUUAUUCCUGAAUUCUUCAAAAUGUGCACUAUGCUGUUACUAAUUUUUCAGCAAAAAUAUGACAUGCAUUCAAUAAAACAUCUAUGACGUCUAUGACAUUCUGAUCGUAAAAUGACAUUUAAUGCAGUAACAUUUAAUUCUGUGCUGUGUUUAUGUUUUGGAUUGUCCUUACACAUUCAUCGUUCACUCUGUCCUGUGCACCUCAUUCACUGUCUGGUUUGGAUCUGCAACCAAGCUGGACAGACACCGACUGAAACGGACAAUCAGGACUGCAGAAAAGCUAAUCAGUGUCGACUUUCCCUCCAUUCAGGAAAACGAACAUGUAGCAUCACUGCAGACCCCUCCCACCUUGGUCACAAACAGUUCAAACUCCUCCCUUCCGGCAGGCGUUACAAAUCACUGUACGCCAAAACUACCCGUCAUAAGAACUGUUUCUUCCCUCAGGCGUUCAAUCUGACGAACGCUGUGAAAUAACUCUGGAACUAAUCUGUCACUGUGAAUGUUCAAUUCAUCAUCUUUGUGCUUUGCUCUAUUCACCACUGCACUAUUAUUUAUUAGCCCUGCACAUGUAUGUUAUUUAAGUAAUUGUUUAUAUGUUUAGAUAAUAUUGUUUACAUUGAACU